Cylindrotheca closterium is the source of this 3402-nucleotide messenger RNA. NCBI's taxonomy places the organism in Eukaryota, Bacillariophyta, Bacillariophyceae, Bacillariales, Bacillariaceae. The record is from the annotation of a GenBank genome assembly.
AUGUCUCAAUAUUCCUGGGCGAGAGCUCAUACCAGAGCUGCAGCGGCCCUUGCGAGUGUGGCAGUGUCAUCAGGAGGAUACCUAAUGUUGUGGCAACAGCAGCAACAGUCACAAGAGGACGAGAAUCAUCCGUGCAAUCAAUCCUCUUCACGACUCCCAUCGGCCUUUCAUUUGAAUAGUACUACUCAAUCAUCUGACAACAACAAUACGACGGCCGCCAUCCUUCCUGCUGCUGCCUUUCCAACCACAGCCCAGGCCUUGUGGUGGAUGGCACAGGGCACGAUUACUAGCAGUACUACUGCUAAAACUACGCAAUGCCAACCCAAGCCAGAUCCCGGAUAUCCAGAUCUUUCUCGCUUUGGCAAGCAUUCUUACCUCAAGAAAUACUUGACUCCUGAAAUCUAUGCCGCCUUGAAAAAGAAGAAAACAGCAAAAGGGGUCACGUUGGAAGAUGUCAUUCAAUCCGGUGUCACUCUUCCUUAUGGUGCUCGACCGGUUCGAGGUUGUGGGAUUUACGCCGGUGAUGCGGAAUCCUACCAAGUGUUUGCCAAACUAUUGGAUCCCAUUGUAGAAGAUUGGCAUCAUUUGCGAAGCGAUUCGCUGCAAGCUCGAUCCAAUAAAGCCCUUCUGGCUGGACCCAAACAAUCCAAGACAUCCAGGAGCAGCGGCAAACCCGUCAAGGGGGCGCGGAUUAGUCGUCAAGCCACCAAUCUCAAUCCAGGUUUUGUGCUGCGACAGAAUUUGGAUCCAGAUGGUGAAUACAUUCUGCAAACCCGCAUGCGAGUGGCUCGAUCGGUGAGAGGAUUUCCCUUUUCGCCCAAAAUUAGUCGGGAACAGCGCCGCGAGUUGGAAGGAUUGAUUCAAGAUUGUACACGGGACUUUCAAACAACCGAAGAUGAGGACUUGACAGGUACCUAUACAAGGGUCAUGGACAUGACCAAUGAACAACAUGGCGAUUGGAUUCACCGGCAUAUCUUGUUUCAUGAUCCCGAUGCCUUGUCGAUAAGUGCUGGGUUGGGAAAGGAUUGGCCGGAUGCCCGAGGAAUUUAUAUGAAUCGUCAUUCCAUGUCAGCAGAUCCAACAGACGCAGCGUCUUACAAUGUAUCUCCUGAGGUAAUGAUUUGGGUCAAUGCGGAAGAUCACUUGCGCAUCAUUUCCAUGAACAAGGGAGGCGAUUUAUUGGGGGUCUUUACCCGUCUGAGCAAAGCAAUUGGAGCAUUGGAGGCAUCUCUAAAGAAGCGUGGGUAUGGGUACGAAUCGGACCCAUACCUGGGCUUUUUGAACACCUCCCCCGAGAACUUGGGCACGGCUCUACGAGCCAGUGUCUUUGUCAAGUUGCCUCGAUUGGGCCGCGAACCAGGAUUUGAUGAAUUGUUGGCACGGCUAAGACUGGAGGCAUCUACCAGAUUUCGAGGAGAAUUCAACAACAAUGCAAACGAAGAGUCUGACGACUACAGUGAAGACGAAGAUUUCUCAUUCCUCUCCGACUUUGGUUUAAUGAUUACCAUUCAUGAUGGACACAUUCAACUUCAUUUGUGCCCAGAUGCCAACUUCCCUGAGAUCCAUCCCAACGUCUACGCACCUUCGGUCAUGGAUUCCAUGGAAACCCUUGCCGGAGGGGGCAGUGGUGUAGCCGUCUUUGGCGGACAUCAUCCCGAGUUGGGAGAUAUAGUUAUGAAACAUGGAGGCUACAAGGAUAUGCACGAACUCUUUGCUCUGGCCACUAUUGAAAAUGAAUUGAAAAAACGAGGCGAUGCCAAUGGAGGGAUGAAGGCUGCGAUUGAUAUGCAACGACGAUUACCUGAAUUUCGCAUGAUUUACAUUAGUCCUUCGCACAUUGUGGAAAAGCGAAUCAAUCGAUGGGAAAACUUGAAAUCACUCGUCGACAAGUUUUCCUCGACAAAUAAUCUCGUGGCCAGAGGACGACAAUCGUUCCGCCUUGACGAAUCGGCGCUCCAAAUCUUGAAUAGCGACAUGAGCAUACGGUUGUACGAAACGGAUGAUGUCGAUAAAUUCACUUUGCAACUCGAUAUUGAAACAGAGGAACGUCGAUCUUUGGCAGUCAUCUUGCCCAAAGAUGAUUCGGAAUUCAUCGACCAUAAGACGGUCAUGCUGCGGCAUAAUUCCUACGAAGAAUUGGAUGAUAUAGCUCACGAGCUCAUAAGAACCAUGACGGAGCGAUUGCUCAAAUUCACGCUUGCUCAAAAGACCAUUGGGGGAGAAACCCCACGCACAGGCAACCAAUGGUUGUACAGUGGACAACUGCAUGGAGCCGUCCUUGAAAAUCUUAUUUCUCAAUUUAUUUUGGUCAUUCGGCACUUGCAAGAAAUGACUCUUCCCGAAGAAGUCGAUGUGGUGGAUCAAGUCCGGGAGGAACUGAAUCGGUUUGAAUGCGACCCAGACCUGAAGAUUAGCGAAAUUUCCAAUACUGCCAAUACCUUUGUGGGCAAUGCGAUUCGAAAAAACUUUCAUGAAGAAAAGGGUCGUAUCCGAUUCUUGCAAGAAAUGGGCAAAAAGUUUCGAGUUUAUGGUUUGCUUGUCCUUACACCAGAAGAAGAGUUGCCUGCCAAAAUGAUUGGACGGCUAUUGGAGGAGGAUUCUAGGAUGUCGGAUGUCUUUUUGGAUUCUCCACAGGAAGAUGCACCAUUGAAUCCCGGUGACGAGUUUUGGAAGAACAUAUUGCGACGGGCAGUAGACACUCGAGAUACCAUGAGUCCUUCCGCCUUGGAACGAAUUUGGGAUUGUGGUUUGGCCGAUGCGGGCAUUCAUAAUUUAUUCGUCACGGAAGAUGACUUGUUCCUCUUUGAUUUAGGCGAACCCGAGCUCCAAUCGUUGCCGGGAUUCCUGACCAAGUUUUUGUUUUCCUUCUUUCACACGUUGGGUAUGGAAGAAGACGACGAGACGGGAUGGGUCCGACGAUUUGAUAUGGUGGACGACAAAUUGGCCUUGUCCCAGCAUACGAAGGAAUUGCUGCCACAAGCCUAUGAUGCCUUUCAAGUUUGUUUGGAUCGAUUGAUCGAAGAAGUUUUGGAUGGUGACAAAGGCCUGCGAUGGCUCUUGUUGCAAUAUGUCACUUUGCAGUUGCUUUCCGAUACCGCCUUUUGCUUGCAAAAAUGGUGCAUCAAAGGUGGUGGUCAAGACCGCGAACACAAUCACCAGCGUGGGAUUGAAAAGUGGCUAUGGCGGGCCUUGUGGGACAUUCACAUUGCCUGUGAUAUCAAUACUCAAGACUCAUGGGCCCGACUGGGUGUGGACGCUCCACAGUUGCUGGCUCGCACCUCCUUGUUGGAAGGAACGACCAGUAUUAGUAAACUACGAGAGUCGGUGGAAUUGUUUUCCAACAGUUUGCGAGAAAUCAAUGAACUUCAGCCUCCAGCUACCAUAAUACAGAACAAAUCAUAA